Triticum urartu is the source of this 2377-nucleotide messenger RNA. NCBI's taxonomy places the organism in Eukaryota, Viridiplantae, Streptophyta, Magnoliopsida, Poales, Poaceae. The record is from RefSeq and is a predicted model, not a curated record.
CUGGCUCACUCCGGCCACACACUUACAGCUGUCACACGCACGCACUCACGCUUGGCACAGCCAACUGGCAGUCACGCGGUGGUGCCUUGCACUGCCGCGGUGACAGAUGGAACCCUAGUGGUCGUCGUCUUCUUUUUCUCCUGCUUCGACCCCCGCCGACUCGGCUGGACGCUGGACGAGAUCAUCGUCGAGGUUUGUGGCUCUCUGCAGCAAUUUACUGCUGCAGAAUCUGCUUUUCGUUGCAAAAGGGGCAAACGGAUUUAUUCACAAGGUCCGGUCUACUCCACCCUCCACGUUCUUCCCGUGCAACGUAAUGCAAGCUUCCCGAGGAAUUUCCUUGUGGUAAGCUUAGCGCGACCAUCUAGAGCCGAAGUGCAGGCUACCUGUUCGACCAAAUGUCCCAGAAGAAAACCAAAGUCGACGCCGUCCUCGAAGGAGAGACGUAUGGCGCCGGCACCGUAACCGCCCAUGUUGACCGCCUCAGUGACCUCCCAGAUGCGCUCCUCCACAAGGUCAUGUCGUUCCUGCGGGCGUGGGAGGUGGCUCGCACCUGUGUGCUCUCGCGCCGCUGGCGCAACCUCUGGGCCUCUGCGCCCUGCCUCGACCUCCGGGUCUGUUGCAAAGCCCGUCACGGCCGGCUACCCAUGCGACUCGCCAGGUUCGCCAACCACUUCUUGCUCCUUCGGGAGGUGUCUGCGCCGUUGGACACACUCCGGCUCCUGUCCAGCCCAACGUCGUCUGUUGAUGAUGAUUCAGUGCUGUAUAGCCCUAAAUAUGAUGACGACGGGGGGAUUACUGCUCUACGGAUGUCGACAUGUGGAUCCGUGCUGCCAUAAACCGCAGGGCACGGUUUAUCCAGCUUAGUCAUCAUCCAAGGGAUGAUGCCUUCUCUGAUCUUGAGCACGUGCCGUUCAUCUCCUGCCACCUGAAACACCUGCACCUGUCUGGCACAAUGUUGCGAGACAAGACACUAAUGCAGCUCUCUUCUCAGUGUCCUUCUUUGGAAGUCCUGGAACUCAAGGAGUGCUUCCUGUAUGCCCCCCAGAUAUCAUCUGCCUCACUUAUUAGUUUGACCAUGGUUGAGUGCAGGAUCAUGGCUGACCUGUCCAUCGCUGCUCCAAGCCUUGUAUCACUGUGCUGUGUCAUACCAUACCACCGUGCUCCGUCGUUUGAAAACCUGGGGUCGCUGGCUACCGGCACCAUCAUGUUAAAUGACUCUUUCUUGCAUGAUAAGUUUGAAUACAAGUACAAAGAUCGCGAUGAAGAUGCAUUUGAAUGUGAUAGCGGCGACGACAGUGACUCUGAUGAUGACCACUGUGAUAGUGAUACUGAUACCGACUUGAGAACUUCUGACAUAUUGGAUGGUGCUAAAGUUUUAGGUGGCCAAAAUGUUAUCCGCAGCCUUUCAAAUGCUACAAGUUUAGACCUGAUAGCUGAUGCCGGAGAGUUGAUUCUGAAUAGGGAAUUGGAAAUAUGCCAAAUUUUUAGCAACCUGAAGGUGUUAACCCUUGGUGAAUGGUGUAUGGCUGCCGACUUCUAUCCGUUAGUUUCAUUCUUGCAGCAUGCUCCAAAUCUGGAGUCUCUUUUUCUUAAACUUAAAACGGAUCAUGAGGAAAUAGAAGACAAUAUCAGACUGGAGGGUAUAUCAUUUGCUUGCAAGAACCUUACAAUGGUCAAGAUAAAAUGUCCCAAGGAUGACGAAAGAGUUCCUGUGUUAACACAAAUGUUCAUGGCUAAUGGCAUACCCAUCGAAAAGAUAGAUGUCUGUCACCGUCAGACUCGCAAAACUUGUCAUCAAUCCUUGGCCCUAAGGCGUGGAUAUGCUGCUUUGUAGGAACUGCAGUUUCAGCGGUAUCACCGGUAUGAUUUUACCUCUGAUUACAUAGCUUUUCGUUUACUGUAAGGUAUACAAGUCCUAUCUGGUAGUUGCAAUCAUCACUUUGUACUUAACAUAGAUUUGAGGGAUUAGAAACUAGCUAAUACAUUUCAAAAUAGUUGGCAUCUUUGUCUGUGCACAUUCUCCAACGUUAGCAUCUUUGUCUGUGCAUGUUUUCUAAAGUUAUACUUUCACCUCUUUUUCCGUGCAUGUUUCUGAAUCUAUAAAUGACAAGGAAAUGCAAUCCUGCAAGAAUAGCAAAACUGUUGUGACAAAUCUAACAACACCAUUUAAAUAUACCCAAACUGAACAACUAGAAAUAAUUUAUUUAUAAAGUAUACUUAAAUUUGACUAGCAAGAUAAAGAAUGCCAGGUAAUUUACUUAUAAAGUAUACCCAAGCCAUGCUUCCCUCGACAAAGGUCGCAGUGUGUUCUACUGGAAUACUGCUGACAACAAGAAAAAGUAUAGGAUGGUGAAAUGGAAACUUAUGUGUAAACCCA